Messenger RNA from Effrenium voratum, 1485 nucleotides. NCBI's taxonomy places the organism in Eukaryota, Dinophyceae, Suessiales, Symbiodiniaceae. The record is from the annotation of a GenBank genome assembly.
AUGACCACUGGGGUCAGCAGCUGGCGCCAGCUGAGCUUGGGAUCCUUGGCCACUUCUUCGGGAGGUCUGCCAACGAUCCUCACGGAGAAGAGUCCUCGCAAGGUGCCGGAGGAUCACACGGUACGGGAGUGCGCUGAGCCAGAGCCAGCACCCAGCCCAGACCAACGCUCUUUGGACCAGCGCUCUUUGCCCACGCAGCCCAUGGACUUGUGCUUCGCGCGGGCAGGUCCCGUUCAGCCGGCCCUGGUGCUAUCCAUUCCUGGUAUGCCGGGCCGGGUAGGCACCAGCGGCAGUGCCUACUCCUGCGACUCAGAGGAGCUGAGACCAGACAGCCGCGAGUACCGCGAACUGUGGGAGGCUGUCCUGGAGGGGAACCUUGCCCAGCUGGAGGAUCUCCUGGCCCGAGGCCUGCUCAACGGGCGUUUGUGCGACGUCAACGGGCACAGCAUCUUUUGGAACGCACUGGCACACCAGCAAGUGCAGGUGGCCAUGUUCUUGCUGCAUCGGUUUCCGCCAGGAGGCCCGCGGGGUAUUGACCUUUCGGAGGUGCAUGCAAAGCGGGGCGACACGCUGCUCCACCUUUGUGUCUACCUCCAUCACUUCUCAGCGCCGGCAGCGGAGCUCUUCCAGUCUCUCUUUGGUUCCCGUCCGGGCUGGGAUGCGGAGUCCCUGCAGGCCUACCGCUGCCGCGGCAACGCGGAGCUGGAAACAGUGGCGCACUGCGCGGCAGCGCGUCUGAACUUCUGGGUGCUUCGCUUCCUGGCGGCGCGGGAGCUGCCGCUGCUCUUCCUGCGGAACCGCUAUGGGCUGACUGCUGUGGAGGUUCUCCUGCAGAAGCUCCAAGAUGCGAACGUUUCCUGCCCGCUGCUGGCAACCUUGCCGCUGUCAGAGGCAGAGAUGGCACGACCUGCCUGGACAGACUUCACUGCGUAUUUGCCGGGCAGAUCACAGAGCUUUGCAGAUCUGGAGCUCGAGGUGCAGGACGAGACGAGCGGCAGCUGCCGGGUUAGGGCCCAUCGCGCCAUCCUGGCUGCGGCAUCAGGUGUGCUGCAUCAGCAGUUGCUGGAUCUUCCUGCAGGAAGGCCCUUGCUGAUCGACCCCCUGUGUUGCCGCAGCCGGAAGGUGUUGGAGAUGGCACUGACGUUCUUGUACUGCUCGCAGCUGAGCUGCGACUUUGCUGAGGACGGCUUCCGCCUGUGGCAGCUACUGUGCCUGUGCGCCACCUUUCACCUACCGGAGCCUCUUUGGAGGUUCGCGAAGUCUGCGAUGCUGCGGACGCUUGGCAACCCCGAGUUCGCGGCCGUGGCCGCCGUGGCUCUGGAGGCGCGGGAAGAGAUUCAUUUAUCCGGCCCAGAGGUUUGCUUUGUGGCCCACGCCUUGCUUCGUAGCCCGGAGGCAGCCCUGCGGAAAUGGCCCACGGAGCAGCAGCGGCAGGCGGAGAUCGACGUGACGGUCGCACUGGAGGCGCCAGAAGCGGACAUGUGA